CUCUUGUUAUCUGAAUGAUACAAAUUUAGUUAAGGACGUAGAAAAGCAAAAAAACAAACAAAAAAAAGACCAAGAAGCAAUGGAGUCAACUGAUCGUUCAAGUCAAGCAAAAGCUUUCGACGAGGCCAAAAUCGGUGUGAAAGGGCUUGUGGAUUCAGGAAUCACAGAGAUUCCGGCCCUGUUCCGUGCAACGCCGGCUACUCUUGCAAGCCUGAAGUCGCCACCACCUCCAAAGCAUCUCACCAUCCCUACCGUUGAUCUCAAAGGAGCAAGCGUGGUGGAGAAGAUCGGAGAAGCUGCUGAGAAAUGGGGAUUAUUCCAUUUGGUGAAUCACGGCAUCCCGGUGGAGGUUCUGGAGAGGAUGAUUCAAGGGAUUCGCGGGUUUCACGAGCAAGAACCUGAAGCCAAGAAACGCUUCUACUCUAGGGAUCACACUAGAGACGUGCUUUACUUUAGCAAUCAUGAUCUCCAAAACUCCGAGGCCGCCAGUUGGAGAGACACUCUCGGUUGUUAUACCGCACCCGAGCCUCCCAGAUUAGAGGAUUUGCCCGCGGUUUGCGGGGAGAUUAUGCUGGAGUACUCAAAGGAAAUAAUGAGUUUAGGUGAAAGGCUAUUUGAGCUUCUAUCAGAGGCUUUGGGGUUGAACUCUCAUCAUCUCAAGGACAUGGACUGUGCCAAGUCUCAAUAUAUGGUUGGCCAACACUACCCACCUUGCCCUCAGCCUGACCUUACUAUAGGCAUAAACAAGCACACCGAUAUUUCCUUUCUCACCGUUCUUCUUCAAGACAAUGUUGGAGGGCUUCAAGUUUUCCAUGAACAGUAUUGGAUUGAUGUUACUCCUGUCCCUGGGGCUCUAGUCAUUAACAUUGGAGAUUUUCUUCAGGUUAAAAAGAUCAUGUUGCUACUUCGAUCUUGCUUCAUUUCAUGUAUGAUUUGGGGUUUGAUCCUUCUUUUUUACUGUGUGCAGCUUAUAACCAAUGAUAAGUUCAUAAGCGCGGAGCAUAGGGUGAUAGCCAAUGGAUCUUCUGAACCGCGGACUUCCGUGGCAAUUGUUUUCAGCACGUUCAUGAGGGCGUAUUCUCGAGUAUAUGGGCCAAUCAAAGAUCUCCUGUCUGCAGAAAACCCUGCUAAGUAUAGAGACUGCACCCUCACCGAAUUUUCAACCAUCUUCAGCUCAAAAACGCUCGAUGCUCCUAAGUUACACCAUUUCAAAAUCUAAGACAUUUGGGUUUAGACCUUUUUUGUCUACUAAUCUAUCAAACUCUCUCGGUACACAAUGAAAACUGGUACUUCAUAUGUAAGCCAUGAUAUAAUACGAUAGUGUACAUUUCGAAGCUUAUUGGCCUCGCAUUCAUCCUCAUCCACCCAUGAUACUUGAUUUUUUCAUCAGAUAAUCUUGCAA
This is a messenger RNA of Arabidopsis thaliana (thale cress), 1402 nucleotides long. RefSeq names its product 2-oxoglutarate (2OG) and Fe(II)-dependent oxygenase superfamily protein. Bases 80 to 1219 code for a protein of 379 amino acids. NCBI's taxonomy places the organism in Eukaryota, Viridiplantae, Streptophyta, Magnoliopsida, Brassicales, Brassicaceae. The record is from RefSeq and is marked reviewed. Gene Ontology annotation, cellular component: cytoplasm. Gene Ontology annotation, molecular function: oxidoreductase activity. The transcript is spliced from 2 exons.